CGCGCUCUCUCUCUACUUGGUGGUGCUGGACUGCCGUGGGAGCGGAGAUCCGCCCGGGGCCGGGGCUCGUUUCCGCGUUUGUUGUUUUUCUCGGUCUCAACCAGUUGUAGCAUUAUCCAUCAAUAACAAUGCAUACCCCGGAAAACAAACCGCUAUGCUAUACUUCUAGAAGAUCAUCGCAGCAGAGGACAGGGUCCUCCUCGGAGCUGAUUCCUGUUUCAAAAAGAGCAACUCGCCAGAAUACUUCACUCAAGCCAGAUUCUCCUCCCAAACGGACAACAAGAAGCAGUGCUAAACUGGCGAAAUGUAUAAAGAACAAACAUGAUUGCAGUCCUCUGAAACACCGGCAGGGUUCAGGUGCGGCUACUGGAAAUUCUGCAACAGGACCGAUAAGAAGGAAGCAUAAACAGAAAAGGAAUAAUAAUGAGUGUGAUGAAGUCACUCGCAUGGAAAAAAGAGCAAGAUAUUUACUCAUCAAAAUAAAACAGGAGCAGAAUUUACUAGAUGCAUACUCCGGAGAUGGCUGGAAUGGGCACAGUCGGGAGAAAUUAAAGCCAGAGAAGGAGCUACAGCGUGCUAAGAAACAGAUCAUGAAAUACAAAAUCGCUAUCCGUGAUGUCAUUCACCAACUUGAUUUGUGUACUUCCAAUGGAACUAAGGAUGACUCUAUGAUGCCACCAGAUGGGUGUCAUGAGUCUGUCAAUGCACAUCAUACCAUAUGUUCAAGAUGCAACUCCCAUGAAUCAUUUCCCGACAAUAACAUUAUAUUCUGCGAGGGGAGCUGCAAGCGGGCAUAUCAUCAGAAAUGUUUGGAACCUCCUUUCGAUAAAAUUCUAUCCACUACCCGCCAUGGGCAGCUUUGCAAAUACUGUUUUUCCAAGAUAAAAAUUUUAGAAGCCAUUAAUGCACAUUUGGGAACAAGUUUUACAACGAAGUGCCCCUCCAAUGAUAUUUUCAAGGAAGCAACUGAAUAUUUAGACUCUGAUAAUGGGCUUGGAGAAGAUUGGCUAUCUGAGUAUUCAGGUGAUGAGGACUAUGAUCCUGAAGAAAAUGAGGCCAGCAGCAGCAGUGCUGAAGAAAAUAAAUCUGCUGAUUCCAAUUGUUCGGGGAGUCCACUUUAUUCUCCAAACGACGAUAUUCCAGAUUUUAUAUCAGCGGAUUUCAAUGAAGCUGAGGGAUUCUGUCAUGACAGUUCGAAUCUAGGCAUCGAUUUUGGUGAAGAUGGUUUGGCUGAGAUCCUUACCUACCAAAGGCCAAGAAGAGAUGUUGACUACACACAACUUAAUGAGCAAAUGUUUGGUGAGCCUAUUGGCAAUGGAGAGCCGAGUGAAGAUGAAGAUUGGGGUCUUAACAGGAGAAAGAAAAGAAGAACUGGUUCGACUGGUGCUGGGACUAACUCCGUAGUGGAUCUAUCAGAUGCCAUAUCCAAAGAGAAAGUCAAACCUCAGAGGAGAAAACUUUUCAGGAUUCCUCCUGCAGCAGUUGAGGUGCUUCGUAAAGCUUUUGCUGAAAAUGAGCUUCCAGCCCGGAGUGUCAAAGAAAAUCUCUCAACAGAGCUUGGUAUUUCUUUUGAAAAGAUUGACAAGUGGUUCAAGAAUACACGGUGUGCUGCUCUCAGGGAUAGGAAGGGUGAAGGUCGUAAUUCUGGUCCCAGCAAAAAGUCAAGAACAAGUAUAGAAAAAGCUGAAACUUCAGCUAAAGUGGAUCAAAUGGACAACUCAUGCUUUCUUCCCUUGUCUGAAAUCAUCAACGUGCCCACACGUUUACAAAAGAGUAUUGAUAGGAAGCCAAAAUCAACUAGCAGCCCUCCAAGAUCUCAUGAUGAUGAAGCUUGCUUGUCGCCGAAUGGUAAUAUCAAGGAGAGUGUACCACCUGCAAUCAAACCUUCCAUGGCUGAUUCUAGUCAACUAACGAAUAACAACAUUGGCACUGAGACUGCUGUUUCUUGGGUGGACACUUGGGCCUCUGAUGCUCUGCAUUUCUUGGACGUGAGUGAUGAUGAACAUUUCUUUGAUGUGAUCGAGAAGGUGUGUGGACUCGAGCAUCGGUUGCAGCGGUUGAAGGAGAACAUGCUAUCAUCAUCUUCUUCUACAGACAACAAUGUAGCUGCUGAGAAUGGCUUGCAAAACCAAGUUGUGCUUGUACCGGCUGCUGAGCUCAAGGACAAAUCAUAGGUCUGCAUCUGGAUCAAAUGCUUACUUCAGUUGGCCAUUGCCCAUAGGAUUUUAUACAGCAGAAAAUAGUAUAGAAGGGGCUGGAGUGUAGCUUUGCCCUGUUUAUCUUUGAACUAGUAUACCAGUGAACUGUUACCGUUCUAUAUGGAGGCACAGAUAAUUCGGAUUAGGUUCCUAAUGAUUUGCAAAAGGAGUUAGUUUAACUGUAAUCUUUCAGCUGAAACUUUUGUUCAAGAUGCCUGCGUUUACUGAUGUGAUGGUGCAAGCUUUUAUGCC
Molecule: messenger RNA, 2450 nt
Organism: Oryza brachyantha (malo sina)
Lineage: Eukaryota; Viridiplantae; Streptophyta; Magnoliopsida; Poales; Poaceae
Product: pathogenesis-related homeodomain protein
Exons: 11
Coding region: 129-2174 (681 amino acids)
Biological process (GO): regulation of DNA-templated transcription; chromatin organization
Cellular component (GO): nucleus
Molecular function (GO): chromatin binding; DNA binding
Source: RefSeq, a predicted model, not a curated record